AUGAACCCAGAUAACCUGACCUGGGCCAGGAUGGCCCCUGCUGAAUUCAUCCUCCUGGGCAUCACUAAUCACUGGGAUCUGUGCAUAACCCUCUUCCUGGUCCUCCUGCCCAUCUACCUGGUGAGCCUGCUGGGAAAUGUGGGCAUGGUGCUGUUGAUCCACAUGGAUACCCAGCUCCACACCCCUAUGUACUUCUUCCCAGCCAACCUCUCCCUGCUGGAUGCCUGCUAUUCUUCAGCCAUCAGCCCCAAAAUGCUAGUGGACCUGCUGCUGCCCCGCACCACCAUCUCUUACACAGCCUGUGCCCUGCAGAUGUUUGUCUUUGCAGGACUGGCUGAUGCUGAGUGUUGCCUGUUGGCAGCCAUGGCCUAUGACCGCUACAUGGCCAUUGGGAACCCUCUUCUCUAUGCAACAGCCAUGUCAUGGCAUCUGUGCCUGGCCUUGCUGGGAGCAUCAGGCCUGGGUGGCACAGUCAGCACCUUUGUCCACAUGACCUUCACCUUCCGCCUGAGCUUCUGCCACUCCCAUGAGAUCAACAGCUUCUUCUGUGAUAUCCCUCCACUGCUGGCCAUCUCAUAUGAUAUUAGUCUCAAUGAACUCCUCCUCUUUGCCAUCUCUGGCUUCAUCCAGAUGGCCACAGUGUUGGCUAUUGUCGUGUCUUAUGGAUUCAUUGCUGGGGCUGUGAUCUGCAUGCGCUCAGCCGAGGGCCGUCGGUGAGCAGCCUCUACCUGUGGCUCCCAUCUCACAGCUGUGGCUAUGCUAUAUGGGACACUCAUUUUCAUGUACCUGCAUCCUAGCUCCAGCUAUGCCCUGGACACCGACAAGAUGGCAUCUGUGUUCUACACACUUGUCAUCCCAGCUCUCAACCCGCUCAUCUAUAGUCUCCACAACAAGGAGGUCAAGGAUGCCCUCAGGAGGACCUGGAGCCAUCUCUACUGUCAAGGGCAGGAGCACCAAUAA
This is a messenger RNA of Choloepus didactylus (southern two-toed sloth), 960 nucleotides long. RefSeq names its product olfactory receptor 5C1. NCBI's taxonomy places the organism in Eukaryota, Metazoa, Chordata, Mammalia, Pilosa, Megalonychidae. Gene Ontology annotation, molecular function: olfactory receptor activity; odorant binding; G protein-coupled receptor activity. Gene Ontology annotation, cellular component: membrane. The record is from RefSeq and is a predicted model, not a curated record. Gene Ontology annotation, biological process: sensory perception of smell; G protein-coupled receptor signaling pathway.